Molecule: messenger RNA, 2523 nt
Organism: Leishmania braziliensis MHOM/BR/75/M2904
Lineage: Eukaryota; Euglenozoa; Kinetoplastea; Trypanosomatida; Trypanosomatidae
Exons: 1
Coding region: 1-2523 (840 amino acids)
Source: RefSeq, a predicted model, not a curated record
AUGUGCGAGACUCGGUGCGAGAGUGGGCCCGGCUCCACCUGGUCUGAGGCACCUGCACUAUUCUUUUCGCAAGUUACAGAUGGGCCGCCGGUGAGCUUGCUCACCCUAUGCGGCACCUGCGCCACCGCCGUCGGUGGGGACAUGCAGGCCACGUCGCAGCAGGUCCUCCAGCGUUGCCACCACACACCGGUGAUUCGCUAUCGUACUGUCGCCUACGUCAACGUAGUCCGCGAGUACAAGCUGCUACUAGAGCUGAUGGCCGGCAAGGUGGUCCGUUCCUGUGAGCGUAUGCAGUCGAUGCAGGCGUCUGUGGCACGACAGCAGCAGCAGCAGCAACGGCAGCACGCCUACGGUUCAGCAGAGGAGCAGCAGAGUUACAUGGACCCUGCCAUCAGCGUUUCUCGUGUCUCUCUCACGUCCCUCUGUCCAUCUCUACAAGAGAAGGUGUUGAGUCAGCUGCUGGAGGCACUGGAGGACUUACUCCAGCGCGACAGGCGCGCUGUGCGGCUCGCGGCAGGUCAGACGCCUCUAUCACAGGAGAGGUCGUUGCUGCCGUUGUCCGAGGCAAUGGCACCGCGGGAGCGCCACGUGCUUCUCGAAGAGCUGGCCCACGUGGAGCGGCAGCUGAUGAACGUGAGGUCUUCGGCCACGGCAGCGAUGGUCACGCCAGCGAGGCCUGGCCUCUCGCCACAGCCACUGCGGGAUAGGCACCUGUAUGAUGUCCCGUCUGCGAACCGGACACACCCCCGUGGAAGGGCAAAUGCCGAUGAUGGAGGGGUGGUAUACUCGCCUCGCUCUCCCGUGCAGCCACAUCAGUCGUCUCAGAGGUCGUCGGCGUCUCCAUACGGCCGCGUUGUGGAGGAGGCUGCGGGCCGCUUGGCUUCUGUGGCUGACCCCCGUCGGUAUUUCCAACACUGCCACGCCCUGAUGCCAGGCACCUCGAAGGUCGCACAAAUGAGGAGUUAUCCUGAUACCUCCGGCCGAGCGCCGCGCCCGUCACAGAGCAGGGAAAGCUCGCCACCCGAACUAACGUCGCCUCAGCGUGGCACGUACGGUGGGAGCGCCUCCAAUACUGCUGGUCAUGACGAUGGUGAUAACGUUGUCUCUGGCAACCACAUCAGAGCAAGCGGCGGCAUUGCCGUGGUUGGCGCUCCGCCGUCUGCAGCGAUCACAACAACAGCACCGUUUCCCUUCUCUCCUGCACCGCGACAGGUGCAAGACACUAGCGGCAACUAUCACUCUGGAGUUGGCAGUGCUUCUCGAGCAGAUUGCACUCGUGACGUGCAACACACGAGGCUUCCCAGUCAGGAUGGGACACACCGUCGAGGUGCCGUUCCUGCAGUACAGUCUCAACCUCCGUUGGAUCAAGAAGCCCGUCGCUCGCUGCAGGCUUUGAUUGGCACAGCCAUGUGGGAGGCAUACCGUCGACCCCCACCCGCAGAGGGUGAGUCGCGGGAGCCUGCAACUCACAGCAGCGAGGAGGUCGGAGCAGGCUAUAAUCCUGGUAGGUGCCGCCGCCAUGGGGCCGUUGGCAACGACAUCGGGAACCCCAACAGCGACUCGGACCUACAGCUUUGGGACUACUUCGCCGGCCGACUCUCCACGACGCCGGCACUGCCUGUUGGUUGCGGUGGCGGUGGUACUUACCGAACCCCACCCUCAAUGUCUCCGUCACCAGCCUUCCACCUGCUGACAUGCGAAGACCGCGGGUCAGUAGUGCCACUACGGCAGCAGACCGACGCGACGUCACAAGCGCAAGAUGAAACGGUGGCGGCGGGUGUUUUUGAUAGUCCACAUAGCGACCUCAGCAGCCAUGACAUCGCCGCGCUUCAGCGUCGCGUUCUCCACGAGCGGCAGCUGCGUCAGGAGGCUAAGGAAGCCAUGCUCAGCGCGCACACUCGCAUCGCAGCACUGGAGAUGACUACAAACGACAUGGCAGAGAUGCUACUGACUCACCGACUCUCCGUGACGUUCCGCGCGCACCUGGAGGGGAUGGAAAUGCUGGUGGGGCGCUGGACACGACUUGCACAGAAUUUCUGUCUGCAGAAGAGUCUCCUGUUUGCCGAGGAGGCGUCGGUGAUGGUGCGGCAGUUGCUACGCAAGCAGUUUGGUGUGAAAUCACUAUGGUCGCCGCGGACGCCCCAGCAGCAGUCAGGCUGGCGUCCGACUUCACCAUGCGUCGAAGCCCGCCCAUCACGUGAUGAGCGACAGGAGGACGAGCUAUGGGUGAGUCGAGAGGAAGACAAGGCCAGCGGCACCGUGCGAGACAGCAGUUUCUGGCGAAGGUCUGACGGGGGCCACCACAGUGCUGCUGCUGCUGUGAUGGGCGACCACUCGCUGAAGUUGACUGGGGAAGAGGAGGAGGUGCAUCAUCGUCAUAGCUUCCAUGCCAAUCACCCAUCAGCAUGUUCGUUGCCAGAGCGGCAGCCAUUGCACCAGUCGCCACCAAGCAGCACACCGGCUUCCACAUCGUUUUCCUUCCCGACAACUCUCCAGCUGCAGCCACUGUCGUUGCGUUUGUGA